This is a messenger RNA of Notolabrus celidotus (New Zealand spotty), 2823 nucleotides long. It is a transcript of the gene duoxa, whose product is annotated as dual oxidase 2. The record is from RefSeq and is a predicted model, not a curated record. The transcript is spliced from 9 exons. Gene Ontology annotation, biological process: protein transport. Lineage: Eukaryota; Metazoa; Chordata; Actinopteri; Labriformes; Labridae. Bases 575 to 1537 code for a protein of 320 amino acids. Gene Ontology annotation, cellular component: endoplasmic reticulum membrane.
CGCAAGCACAAACCAAACACAGCACGGUGAGCGGUGAGCUACCUGUACCUGUACCUGUACCUGACUGAGACUCUAGUCCUGAAGCUACUGCACACUUUAGAAACUUACCGACAGCUCCGCGUCUUGGGUUUCCCAAACUGUUGUACCAGCCAUCAAAACGAGGAACUUCCCAGUUUCUUUCACCGCAUGAACCUGUCCAAUCAAUACACGUUGAGCGGAGAUAAGCGUUUCUUUCAGCGUGUUUUUCACUGAGGAAUAUGAAGAACAACUGCAGACUACUUACGUUCACAGACACAGAGUACCAAGCCAACCACUGCACAGAUACUCCAAGCCCGUUUACGUAAAUCCAUUGAAGCGAGAGAUGUUCCUCAGUUCAGUCAGCAACCAAGAGGAGUGAAGGACCUCUGAAAAGAUAAGCUGAAGCAUUCAUGUCACUACAUCCUCCUCCUCAGUGACCUGAGGAGAGACAGUGGUAUAAAAGAAGGGUUUGAGUACUCAACAUCCACACUUCAAGUCAGGUGUUCCUCAGUCUGCAUCUUACAAAUUUGCAGUCUCGGCUAGAUCCGGAGCUAGGAUGACUUUCUACGUUGACAUUUACCCAUUCUACACUCCACAAAGGUCCUCCUUCAUCUUCAGCGGCCGCUUGCUCACUGUUAUUCUGGUCUUCCUCAUGUUAGCAGUCAGUCUGCUUCUUAUCCUACCAGGGAUAAGAGGGAAGUCGAGGCUGUUCUGGAUGUUUAGAAUAAUCAUCAGCUUGUUCAUAGGUGUGGUGAUAGUGGCACUGAACUUCACAUGCGACUGGGCUGAGGCCAAAAUGACCACAAAUUCCACCUAUAAGUCUUUCAGCAAUGCUGUGGUUAAUGCUGACAUCGGCUUACACGUGGGACUGUACGGCAUUAAUGUCACACUAAAGGGGAAUCCUGUCAUACAGCUGAAUGAGACCAUUGACUACAAUGAGAUGUUUAGCUGGCAUGACACAAUCGAAGACGAGUAUCAGGAAGCUCUGGAGAAAGGUCUACCCAACCCCAUCCUGUACAUCGCUGAGAAAUUCACUCCAGGCAGCCCAUGCAGACUCAUCUAUCAGUAUAAAUACUCCGGAAGAUACGCUUCUGCAACCCUCUGGACUGCAUUUUGCAGCUGGUUGCUCGCCAAUAUCCUCUUCUCCAUGCCAGUUGUUCUUUACGCCGGAUACAUGAUGAUAGCCACUGCAGCUUUCAUCUUCUUCUCCAUGGCUUCUUUCUCCACCAUCAGGAACGUGCCACAGUGUGUUUUCUCCAUAGGAACUGACUCCUUUGAAACUGAGUACAGUCAUUCGUUCUGGCUGGCCCUGGCUACAGGUUUGCUGUGCACCAUUAUCGGGAUUCUCGUGGUGAUACUCAAUUUUAUGAUGCCGGAGAAGAUGAAAGAGGCUUUCAGUGUUGGGGUGGACAGUUAUGAAGAUGAGGAUGCUUCUUAUGGAGAGGGGUACCUGAAUACAGUUUUCCUUGAUGGAGUGAAGAGUUUACCGCUGACAUCGAAAACGAGGGGAAAUUUAUGAGCCAUCUGAGUUUGCCUCAAGAAGCUUCUCCAGCCAAUACUUGAAGACAGUGUUUCUGAAUGUGUUACCAUUUGGGUGCUUUUAUUCAACACCACUUUUGAAUGAUCCAUUUGAGCCUUUGGAGUGUUACGUUACCGUAAAUCACUAAAUGUAAAUAGUGUUUGUAAAUAUCAUUGACACAAUGCUGUAGUUGUAAGUACUAUUAUAUAGUACUGUGUGGGAUCCAUACAAUGUGUAUUAUACUAGAGCUGAACGAUAUAUCGUUAUCGUAUCAAUAUCGGGAUAUGAACAUUCAAGAUAAUAAUUUCGCAAAAUCAACGAUAUCAACAAGAUUUUCCCCGCUCGCCCUGCAUGUACACUUGCCCUUACAUGUACAGCUAAGGCCAGCCAACCACAAACCUCAUUUCAUGCUUGCCGUUGAUUAACAGCUGAAGCCAGCCAAUGAAAAACAUCAGAGGGAGGGCGCAAGGGGGACAGAGACACACACUCACACAUACACUACACACAGCUGGGAAACAAAAAGAGAAACAUGAGUGCGGAAGAUAAGGCCGGUGCAGAAUCUGCACAUUCGACGGAUUUAGUGGCAAAAAAUAAGUUAUCCUCCAUUAUAUGGAAGAAUUUUGGAUUCAAAAAAGAGGAUCUAAACCAGAGCGAGGCAUUGUGCAGGCCCUGCUUGGCAAAAAUUGAGAUGAAGCAAGGCAGCCCAACAAACAUGUUCACCACCUGAAACAACACCACUGUGUACUACAUGAAGAGUGUAUUGCAAUGAAAGAAACAGCAGUGUUGAUGACUGACAGAGUUCUCAUCAAUAAAACUGCUGUUUCCACAUCCUUUUGUAUUAUGAUGUUUUUAUUUUUCUGAGAAAUGCUUAGUUUUCACUGAACCCAUAGUCAUAUCAUAUCGAUAUCGAGAUAUCUGACAUAAAUAUCGAGAUAUGAAAUUUUGUCCAUAUCGUCCAGCCCUAGUAUAUACACUGAACUAAAGGUCACUGUUAAACUCUUCUGUUAGAGAUGAAAGAUGAGAGAAAACUUUUCCUUUCUAUUGAUUACUUUGUUUGACACCCUCUCCAGGAUGCAUGCACUCUGCCAUGACAACAAAACAUUGUUUAAUGUGUGGUUUCUGAGCAGUGUCUCUGGUUGAUGUCGAUUAAAGACAUUGCAAUAAAUGUAAAAACAGGAGAAGAGUGAUGUAAAAUCAAUGCUUGUUUAAUACUAUUAAUUCACCCUAUAUCCUGUACUGCAUGUCUUGUGUGUAUUUUUUCUCUCAAAAUAAAGAAAAAACAAGGA